Cryphonectria parasitica EP155 is the source of this 2907-nucleotide messenger RNA. RefSeq lists its product as uncharacterized. Lineage: Eukaryota; Fungi; Ascomycota; Sordariomycetes; Diaporthales; Cryphonectriaceae. Gene Ontology annotation, molecular function: helicase activity. Gene Ontology annotation, biological process: regulatory ncRNA-mediated post-transcriptional gene silencing. The transcript is spliced from 4 exons. Bases 1 to 2670 code for a protein of 889 amino acids. The record is from RefSeq and is a predicted model, not a curated record. Gene Ontology annotation, cellular component: P granule; cytosol.
AUGCCUCGGAAGUCGAGUGCCAUUCCAAUCGUCGACCCUGAAACCAAGAAGAAUGGCAUACGAGGCAAGGAAACCGGAACGAAGAGUACCGUUCAACCUACGAAAAAUGACCAGUCCGACAAGAAGAACCCCAAGCCAAGCUCUACUACUACUACACCCGCCCCGUCAUCUCAAUACCCUCCUCUCCUCCAACCAACUCACGCUCAAGCUGUGAACCUGGAUGAGGAGUCGUCUUCUGCUUUCAACGUCUACGCCCGCCCUUUUGUUCCAACAGCUUUCGCUGUCAUAAACACGCUUCCUGGCAGGAGUAUAUCGACCAUCCCAAAGAAAGCUAUCAACUAUGACGCCUACAUCUCUCAAUCGCUUGGACCCGCCGCUGGCUUCCUUCCCACGCCUCGCAUUCUGGCCCCACCGCCGAUUCCUUCAGCUGCUGCCACAGCCAGCCUCGGCCCCCGUCACUAUGAGGCUUUCUUCGAAUACCAUCAGCGGCAGGAGAGGGAGGCUGAGGGGAGAGAGAUUGAGGCAUGUUCUCUCUAUGGUCAUGAGUGCAACAUCAAGCCGGCAUUUCCCUCGUUACAGCCCGACGAGGCUCUCUUGACCGUGCAUGUCCCCGGUCUCAGGGAAAACAGCCCCUUUGUGGAGGAAGACGAUGUUGCCGCGCCCGGUUGGACCGGCGUCAUCUACUUCGCACGAGUAAUGGGCGUUGCACGAUCCACCGAGACUCUUCAUCUCCGGGUCACUGGUCUCCCUCCGUUCUCUACCAGUUACACUGCAAGGUUCAACAUCCAGUUCCAGGUGUCCAUGGACAGACAUAUGCCCAUGUUAUAUGCCCUUCCCGAGGCACAGAAUGCACUUCCUCAUGGAGGCUGGCUCAACUCGAUGCUCUUUCCGACCUUUGUGGAUGUGACUAUUCAGGAGCAACUGCACCCAGGUGUCUUUGAGCAGCAGUUCUUUGACCCAAAACUCAACUUGGAGCAGAAAAAGGCCGUCGAAAGUAUCUGGUCACGCUGCCACGGCACGUUACCAUACUUGGUCUCUGGCCCGCCUGGCACGGGGAAGACAAAGACCAUCAUCGAGACAGCCCUGCAGCUCAUCAAGAACUCAACAGAGCAUAGCCACAUCAUCCUCUGUGCGCCUUCAGAUCCCGCAGCAGACAUCCUCUGUCAGCGUCUCAUCGGACCCCUCGAGCCUGGCCAGAUGUUGCGACUGAAUAGGCCCUGCCGGACAUUCGCCGAGGUGCCGGAUGCUCUUCUCCCUUUCUGCUUUGUGCACAAAGAAGAGUUCUCGCUGCCUCCUUUCCACAUUCUGAUGAGAUGUCGUGUGGUCGUCACGACCUGCAAGGAUGCCUCCAUGUUGACAAGGGGCAGAAUGACCAACAAAGACCUGUACGCCAUUCAGAUAGGCAUGCAGGAUACGUGUUCUGUCAUCAACCCGCGCCAGCCUGUUGCACCCGAGCCCACGCUGCACUGGUCAGCUCUCUUGAUCGAUGAGGCAGCCCAGGCGACGGAACCUGAGGCCCUGAUACCCCUUGUUGUGGUGGCACCACCCGCCGUGCGUUACUCUGGCACACCAGCGCCCUUGGUUGUCAUGGCUGGUGAUGAGCACCAGCUGGGACCAAGGACAUCGUUGGCACACUCGCCUCUCCAGAAGUCCCUCUUUGCACGGCUCUUCAGUCGUCCUGUAUAUGCUGAUCAUCCUCUGGCUCGAGGCAAGAAGGGCGAGGCGCCUACGCCGCUCACGCGGUCCAUCCUGCCUGUCUUGCGGCCCGCCUUCACCAAUCUCAUACGCAACUAUCGAUCGCAUCCGGCCAUCCUGGCACUUCCCUCGCACCUCUUUUACUGGGACACGCUGGAGCCCGAGGCGACAGGCACUGACCGUCUGUCCACGUGGGAGUGCUGGAAAGGUCGCCGUUGGCCUGUGCUCUUCCACGACAACCCCUCGCUGGACGAGCUCGAGCUUCCUGGGCUGUUCGAGGGGACAGGCGGCUGGUAUAACCACGGCGAGGCUGCCAUUGCGUGUGCCUACGCAAAGUCCUUGGUGCAGUCCGGGCUGGUCGAGCAAGAAGAGGUGUGCAUCAUGUCUCCAUUCAAAGCACAGGUCACACACCUGCGGAAGUGCAUCCGAAAGCCCGCGUACGGAAGCCUAUGGGAUGUCAAUAUCGGUCCCACAGAGGCUUUUCAGGGGCUUGAGAGGAGCGUGGUGAUUCUCUGCGUGACGAGAGCGAGGAAGAAGUUUGUCGAACGAGACCAGCAGAUAGGAUGGGGUAUCAUCGGCACACCCAACAAGCUCAAUGUCGCCCUGACGAGGGCCAAACACGGCCUCAUCGUUGUGGGGAAACGGGAGCUUCUCGUCGAGGAUCCAAACUGGAAAGCCUUUAUAGAUUUCUGCGAGCGAAACGGCCUUGUUUCCAGCGUCCCACAGACAUCAAAGGACCAUAAUGGUGCUGUUGAUGACGCGUUACAUCCCCAGGGACAGAAAAGCAUGCUGAUACCGGCGCCGAUCAACUCUGGCUUGCUGCGCAGUGCUGUACCCAGCCAGGAAAUAUGGCCUGGCAGCAUGAUGCAAGCGCCACCAGGCCCUGAGGAUCAGAACGAUUAUGACGACGACAACAACUACGACAACCUUAAUGAAUAUGAAUAUUAUUACGACCAUGAUUUUGAUGAGGUUUGAUGGCUGUCCAUCGCGGAGUUUUUGUGAGAAGGGAUGCAUCGAUGGGACGGGAUAGGACGGACAGGUUGGAUUGGAUUCAGGGCAUGGCAAAAAAAGGGUCUCGCAGGCUAUACACAUUCCAGUUGCAGGAUGUCUCUUUCUAUGGCAAUUUUGCAUCAAGGGCGUUUCGAUUUGACUGGCUUGCUGAUGGAAGGUACUUACUUGACUUUUUGUCAGUCAUCCCAUCUUCAUACUCAU